AGGGUCAGAGGAUUGCCGGUAUCGUCAAUGGCUCGUGCUGCUGAUGUCGAGGAGCUCCUACAGCUGCUAACUGAUAGUCCGGAUGGUUUUACUAACGAAGAUCUGGAAAAGAGUGGAUGGGACAAGCAAAAGCUUCUGCAGUGUUUGAAUCCUCUAUUGCAGGCGGGUCGUGUUGAUAUCUCCAAGACGUCUGCUGGGAAGCUGCUCUAUACGGCAGUGCCCGCGGAGAUUGCACAGAAACUCAGGGGCUUGGACCAGACAUUCCGGAUGAUAUAUAAGCUCAUCAAAAUGGCAGGGACUCAAGGGAUAUGGAAUAAGGACCUUGCCACUCGUGCUAAUAUGGAACAUAGGAUAGCUUCAGGCAGUGUGACGAAGAUAUGUUCACAAUUAGAGGCACGGCGGUUGAUCAAGAAGGUCACUUCGGUUCAACAUAAAUCUCGAAAGGUGUGGAUGUUGUACGAGUUGGAACCUAGCAAGGAGGUCAGCGGUGGUAACUGGUAUCGAGAUGGUCGUUUGGAUACGGACUUGAUAGAGCGACUCCGGCAGUGUUGCCUGGAUUACAUCACCAACCAGAAUCGGGCUGUGACUUGUGAAGAUGUUCAUCGAUAUGUUGUAUCACAAGGAGUCUCACACAUCACACACAGUGUCGAGGAGAUUGGUGAUGUGUUGCGCAGUCUGGAGCUCGAUAGAGUAAUCAUGGUAGUCCCCUCUACGGCGGGCGAGUCCAUUGCUAAGCAAUGUUACGUGUCCCGACCAGCCAAUUUGGGUUUGGACUAUAUAACACGUAUAGUAGAUGUCCCCUGUAUCGCUUGUCCUGUAUCUUCCGAGUGCGUAGUUGGAGGCCGAGUGAAUCCCGAAGAGUGCCUCUACCUCUCGAAGUGGCUCAAUCUCAGCGGCCAGAGUAGUGAGACUACGGAUAUAGAGGGAGGUCCGAGCUCAUCAGCCAAUGAGAGUGGAGGCUCGAAAGGUACCAUAUGAUAUACUGCUAUCAACGUCGUUUCUACUG
Molecule: messenger RNA, 1006 nt
Organism: Perkinsus marinus ATCC 50983
Lineage: Eukaryota; Perkinsozoa; Perkinsida; Perkinsidae
Product: DNA-directed RNA polymerases iii 39 Kd polypeptide, putative
Exons: 6
Coding region: 28-978 (316 amino acids)
Biological process (GO): transcription by RNA polymerase III
Cellular component (GO): RNA polymerase III complex
Source: RefSeq, a predicted model, not a curated record